Messenger RNA from Lucilia cuprina (Australian sheep blowfly), 948 nucleotides. RefSeq names its product protein CREG1 (gene CREG). NCBI's taxonomy places the organism in Eukaryota, Metazoa, Arthropoda, Insecta, Diptera, Calliphoridae. The record is from RefSeq and is a predicted model, not a curated record. The transcript has 4 exons. Bases 201 to 881 code for a protein of 226 amino acids.
UCGCCAAAGAAUAAUUUCCUUGUUUUAUUAAAACAGACACUCGACGUUCAGUCACAAAAUAACAAUUUAACUGAACGGUUAUAAAAUAAAUAAUAAUAAUAAUAAUAAUAAAAAUAUUAUUAUAUUUGUCUUUGUAAUACAUUCCAUAUUUCAACGCAUACAGAUCCAACUGUAUGAAACUCUAAAAAACCAAUUCCAUUAUGCUGGGAAAAACAAUUAAAAUUUUUCUCUUGCUCAUUGGAGUGUAUCUUGAAUUUGCUACAUGUUAUUCAGCAUAUCAAGAUGCGCUCAUAAUAAGAGAAUAUAAAAGACAACUACGACGCAAUGCAACACUAUCGGCACCCGAUUUAGAUCAUGUGAAAAUUGCUCGAAAUUUAGUGCAUCAAGCCAACUGGGCUUCUGUAGGUACAAUAUCAACACAUAGUGCCGUUAAAGAUUAUCCAAUGGUUAAUAUAAUAUCUAUAAACGAUAAUGAUGCUUUUGGUCAAUCGACUGGACGCAUAAGGUUUCUUUUGACUGAUUUAGAUUUUACUGGUCCCGAUUGGCAGCAUAACAAUAAGGCUACAUUCUUGUUUACUGAUGAGCAAUUAAUGCAUUGCUCUAAAAGGCCGUGGCCUGAUAAUAACUCACCUAUUGAUCCCAUGGAACCAACAUGUGCUCGUGCUAUUAUAAGUGGACAAGUUGUUAAGAUGGAUAAAUCAAGCAAUGAUUAUGAUGGUGCUUUAGUAGCUUUCGUCGAAAGACAUCCUGCUGCUAAGAAUUGGUUAAAGGCACACUCAUUUUACCUAUGUGAGCUGAAUAUUACAAAUAUUUUUGUUUUGGAUUAUUAUGGUGGGCCACAUACUGUUAAUAUUACCGAUUAUUAUAAUACAAAACCAUAAUUUUGUAUAUAAAUUUUAAAAUAAAUUCAAUAUUUACAAUUUUUGUUUUUGUAAAUAAUAAUAAAAA